AUAGAUAGCUUGCGUAUAUGUUAAGUAUAUAGUUACUAACGCACACCAGCAUAUAAGCAAUUUUGCCAGUAGUUGUAAACAUGUCCGCUAACGGUCACGGUCACGAUGUCAGCGACAAUAUUGAAAUAAAAUCGAAUCCAAAUGGUGAGGAUCAUGCUGCACUACGUCAGGUCAGCACGGGUUCGUUGGAGAAGAUGGUGCCAGCCUCACCAACUUUACAAAGUCCGGCAAUGAAACGCAAUGCGAGUCACGGCAAUCUCAUGAGCCAGGAAAUCAAGGAAGCACGUGUACGUGUCAUCUAUACAGGUGGCACCAUAGGCAUGAUGCGCAAUGAACAAAAUGUCCUGGCACCCACACCCAAUGCCCUGGUGCGUCUUAUACGCAAAUAUCCCAAUAUACACGAUGAAGAGUAUGCUCAGCGUCGUUUUGGCCCUGGCGCUUCCAUGGCACCACUAGUGCUACCAUUUGUUGAGGGGGAGGCACGCCGCGUGCUCUACCAGGUGACGGAGUAUACACCGCUGUUGGACUCUAGCAACAUGACCAUGCAUGAUUGGGCACGCAUUGCCAAUGAUAUUUAUCAAUCCUAUGAGUUCUUUGAUGGUUUCGUUGUGCUCCAUGGCACGGAUACACUGUCCUACACCGCCAGCGCAUUGUCCUUUAUGCUGGAGAACCUUGGGAAGACUGUCAUUAUCACAGGCUCACAGUUGCCCAUCUUUGAGACACGCACCGAUGGCAAGGAUAACUUUACUUCGGCUUUAAUAAUAGCAGGCAACUAUGUUAUACCCGAGGUCUGCGUCUUCUUUGGCAAUAAGCUGCUGCGUGGCAACCGCACAGUGAAAGUGAGCACGAAUGCCAUGGAUGCCUUCAAUUCACCUAAUGUACCGCCUUUGGCGCAUAUAGGCAUCAAUGUGAUUGUGGAUUAUCGCCAGAUCUUUCGACCCUGCAGCGUGGAACGAUUCUGUGUGUAUCCGCAGCUGGAUGAGAAUGUGGGCUUGCUACGCAUCUUUCCCAGCAUUAGCUUAUCCACAUUUCGUGCAUUUUUGGCGCCACCUAUACGUGGCGUAGUGCUGCAAUCCUUUGGCUCUGGAAAUAUGCCCUCCAAUCGCAAGGACUUGAUAGAUGAGCUACAGGCAGCUUGCGAACGUGGCGUUAUUGUCAUUAACUGCACUCAAUGUCCCAAUGGUUCAGUGUCCGCGCGCUAUGCUACAGGCAAGGUGCUUUUCGAUGUGGGCGUUAUUCCAGGGUACGAUAUGACGCCUGAGGCAGCACUUGCCAAACUAGCAUAUGUCAUAGGCAAAACGGAAUGGUCGCUAAAAGUUAAAAAAGAGAUGAUGCAAUCUAACUUACGUGGUGAAUUGACCUCCAUGUCUGCACCCAAGUUGGAGGAUUAUGAUUUAGUGGAUGCUGUGGCGCGAUCAUUGCAUUUAUCCUCUCCCGAGGAAUUGGAUCAAUUAGGCGCCACCCUCUUUCCGGCCAUGAUCAAUGCUGCUGUGGUCGAGGGCAAUAUAAAGAAGAUAAAUAAUCUCAAAGCCUACGGCGCCGAUCUUUCCGGAUCAAAUCAUGACUAUCGCACAGCGUUGCAUUUAGCCUGUCAGCUGGGUAAUAUGGAAAUUGUGCGCCAUCUCUUGCAUAAUGGUGUCUCAGUGCAUAUACGCGAUCGUUAUGAUCGCACGCCACUGCAGGAGGCUGUCUCCACGGAUAAUCAUGAGAUUAUACAGCUGCUCAUUAGCUGUGGCGCCCACCUGACAGGCUCCUCGCGUGCUGUGGGUGAACAGCUUUGUGCUGCAGCUUCGCGUGGCUCCUUGAAGCGUUUGCAAUCGUAUCAGCUGGCAGGCGCUGAUUUAUCGCUACCUGAUCCUUCUGGACGCACCGCAUUGCAUGUGGCUGCCUUGCAUGGCUUUGUGGAGUUGGUGCAUUAUCUCUUACCGUUUAUGGAGAAUCGUCAUGAGCAGGACUUUCUGGGUCUGAGUGCGUUGGAGUAUGCCAAGCGUGGUAAUCAUGCAAGCGUUAUUGAAGUCCUCGAAAAUGCCUAAAUUACUUACCAGCAAGAACUUAUUACCUCAGUAGUCUAGUCCACUUGUUCCUGACAUCAGUGUGCUUUAAAUGUUACUUAAUUUAAUAUAUGAAUUUUACAUAGUUAAGGAAAUAGCUCGAAAGAUGAUGAUAUUAUCAUGUAUUUAAAUGCAAUAGUUAA
Messenger RNA from Drosophila busckii, 2194 nucleotides. RefSeq names its product L-asparaginase. Bases 81 to 2033 code for a protein of 650 amino acids. Lineage: Eukaryota; Metazoa; Arthropoda; Insecta; Diptera; Drosophilidae. Gene Ontology annotation, molecular function: protein binding; asparaginase activity. The record is from RefSeq and is a predicted model, not a curated record. Gene Ontology annotation, biological process: amino acid metabolic process. The transcript is spliced from 5 exons.